This is a messenger RNA of Pygocentrus nattereri (red-bellied piranha), 1257 nucleotides long. RefSeq names its product gap junction protein alpha 8 paralog a (gene gja8a). Lineage: Eukaryota; Metazoa; Chordata; Actinopteri; Characiformes; Serrasalmidae. The coding region runs from base 1 to 1257 and encodes 418 amino acids. The record is from RefSeq and is a predicted model, not a curated record. The transcript is spliced from 3 exons. Gene Ontology annotation, cellular component: connexin complex. Gene Ontology annotation, biological process: cell communication.
AUGGGAGACUGGAGUUUCUUAGGUAAUAUUUUAGAGGAAGUCAAUGAACACUCAACUGUGAUUGGCCGUGUUUGGCUCACAGUGCUCUUCAUCUUCCGUAUUCUGAUUCUGGGCACAGCAGCAGAGUUUGUCUGGGGAGACGAACAGUCCGAUUACGUGUGUAACACAGAGCAACCUGGUUGUGAGAAUGUCUGUUAUGAUGAAGCUUUCCCCAUCUCCCACAUCCGCCUUUGGGUGCUGCAGAUCAUAUUUGUUUCCACUCCUUCAUUGGUUUAUGUAGGCCAUGCUGUCCAUCAUGUCCACAUGGAAGAGAAGCGCAAGGAGCGUGAAGAAGCAGAGCUCAGCCGCCAGCAGGAAAUAAACGAGGAGCGGCUACCUGUGGCAGUGGACCAGGGAGGCACAACCAAGGAGGCUAGUCCCAAGGGGAGCAAAAAGUUUCGCCUCGAGGGCACUCUACUCUGCACCUACAUUUGCCAUAUCAUCUUCAAGACAUUGUUUGAGGUGGGCUUUGUAGUGGGACAGUAUUUUCUGUACGGUUUCCGCAUCCUGCCGCUGUACAAAUGUAGCCGCUGGCCCUGCCCUAACACAGUGGACUGUUUUGUGUCACGACCCACUGAGAAGACCAUCUUUAUCAUCUUCAUGUUGGCUGUGGCUUGCGUCUCACUAUUCCUCAACUUUGUGGAGAUUAUCCAUCUGGGUUUGAAGAAAGUUCGGUUUGUGUUCCGCCAGCCAGCUCCAGCCCCAGUUGAGAGCUUUGGUCCUCCUGAGCGGAGCCUGCCUUUCCUUCUUACUCCUCCGAUUCACAAGGCUAAAGGCUACAAGCCCCUUGAGGAGGACACCAAGGAAGAGGAGGUUGCACAUAUCUACCCAUUGUCUGAAGUAGGUAUGGAGGCAGGCCUGCUCCCUACACCCUCUCAGGAGAUGGAGCAGAAAAGGAUGCAGGAGGCAGCAGUACCCACAGUGCCCCCUGUAGAGGAGACAGUGAUUUGUGAUGAGAUUUUGCUUUCCUUCACUGAAGUCACAGAGAACCUGCUUGAGUUACCACAAGAAGAAGAGAUGUGUAGAGAAGGAGAUGAAGUAGAUAGUUUUCGGAUGGUUACACCAUUGGAAGAGCAGUCAGAGAAGGGGACUUUGGAGGAGGUACAAAAGCCUAAGGAAGGGGAAGCAGAGACAACAGAGACACUGGAAGAUACAAGACCCUUAAGUCGCCUUAGCAAAUGGAGCAGUAGAGCCAGGUCAGAUGAUCUUAUGAUUUAA